AUGCAAGUAAUACAGCAGCAGGAGGAAGGAAAGGGGCACCGAAGCCGACAGGGUCUAAUGCUGCGCUUCAGCCCGGUGGCUCUAAGUGCAGCACAAGACGUAGUGGCAGUAACUAACCCAAAAAACCAACAAACGAUGGAAAAGAAACGCGAACGGCCAGAGGACUCUGUACUGACGACUGGGGAAACUAAAAGGGUCAAACCUAACAGACCUCGGUCGGUAGGAGGGACCUCGGCCAGUUAUGCGGCAGCAUCGUAUAAAGCCAACGAAUUGCUGUGUUGUGUUGCUGUUAUGACUGAGACCUUCUCAGAUAUGACUCAAGAACUGGCGGAUAAUCCGCCUGAAAAUCUAGGAAAAGCUUCAAGCAUGGCAGGCAGAUCUUGA
Molecule: messenger RNA, 384 nt
Organism: Pieris macdunnoughi
Lineage: Eukaryota; Metazoa; Arthropoda; Insecta; Lepidoptera; Pieridae
Source: the annotation of a GenBank genome assembly